UCCCCCAGGAGUCAGCUUCCCUAUAAAAGGGCCGCGUUCCGCUCUGCUCGCAGAGGCGUGGAGAGCAGGGGGGGACCAUGGACUUCAUCAGCAUUCGGCAGUUGGUGAGCGGAGAAAGAGAAGGGAAAGCGCUGGGGUGUGGACACACAGCUCCCGAUCCCGGAGGCCGGCCUCGUGACUGGAGGCUGGGCCCCCACGAGGCGGUGGCCCGGGAGAAGCUGAAACAGGAAGAAGAGAGGAAGAAGAAACUGGAAAAAUUCAACAGCUCCAGAACGAAUCUGGAGAAACUGGAAGACUUAGAAAACUUGGUCCAAAGACGGAGAGAAAAGCGACUAAGACGCAGAGCCCCCCCCAGGGAACCAGAGCCCGUGGCUGAGCCACAGCCCCAGGCCCCACUGGGACCUGUGGACCUGGAGACGUUCCUGAAGGCAGCUGCUGAGAACCAGGAGUCCCUGGUGGACAAGUACCUGGCAGACGGAGGGGACUCCAGUGCGCAUGACAAGCUGCACCGCACGGCCUUGCACUGGGCCUGCCUGAAGGGUCACGGCCAGCUGGUGAGCAAGCUGCUGGCAGCCGGCGCCGCAGUGGACGCGCGUGACCUGCUGGACAGGACCCCCAUGUUCUGGGCCUGCCGGGGAGGACACCUGGACAUCCUCAAACAGCUGCUCAACCAGGGAGCCCAGGUCAACGCCCGGGACAAGAUCUGGAGCACGCCCCUCCACGUGGCUGUGCGCAUGGGCCACUCCGACUGCCUCGAGCACCUCGUGGAGUGUGGUGCCCACCUCAACGCACAGGACAAGGAGGGGGACACAGCUCUCCACGAUGCUGUGCGCCAUGGCCGCUACAAGGCCAUGAAGCUGCUGCUGCUGUACGGCGCCAAGCUGGGCGUGCAGAACGCGGCCUCCCUGACCCCUGUGCAGCUGGCCCGAGACUGGCAGCGGGGCAUCCAGGAAGCGCUGCAAACGCACGUCAGGCACCCCCGCACCCGAUGCUGACCGCGCGGGCCUGUGGGCUCACUCAGCCGUCCUUCGCGCCCCCAGGGCUCUCUGCACUGCACCCAUGGUCCCUGGCCUUAGUCCUGUUCCCUUCGGCCCGAGGCAGCCCCACGAGGGCCAGCGGGUGGAGGGCAGGUGCCUGCUGUGUAGGGCGCUGCUACCCCUGCUUGGCCGGGCUGGGAUGGGCUAAUGCAGAGACCACAGGCGGUGGGAAGCAAAGUGGGUCCAGACGGAGCCAGGGCGCAGAGCAAAAGUGGGGCUGGAGCGGAAGCAAGCCAGCUGGGGCCAAGGACCGGACCUGUUUCCCCUCAGGCUCACUGGCUCCUGAGGAGAGUGAGGUCCGGUCGCCUGCGCGGUGGCACAGAGGCGGCCGUAGCUGCAGCCCAGACGUGAGACCGCGGCGGGCCAGGCUGGUGCCAGCACUGGUGCGGGUCUCCCUCUGGACCUGUUGGCGGCAACCCUGAUGGGUCCGGAGUGGCUCUGGUCCUAGGCACUCGGGGGAGGUUCUGGGGUCUGCAGGGCCCUCAGCAGGCCUGAGGCCCACAGGACAGAUGCCAGAACCUUCCAGGUUGCCUCAGAGGCCUAGGACCGAUGAGCUAGGGCAGCCCUGUGUGGGGACUGUACCCGACCUGCUUCAGUCAGAGGGGCCUGCUGCACGGUCGCCAGCGGUGGCUCUCCUCCUGGGGCAUGAGCCCGGCGCUGGGGUUGCUUGUGGCCCACUCAACUCCUGAGGCGGCGGCCCGCAACCCUGGCUUCCCUGGGCCUCUGCUGCCCCCUGGUGCUGGAGCCCUGCAGCUGCCCGUUCCUCUGCGCUCCCCACGCACCUCUGCCCCCCCCAGGCAGCACACUGAGGAGCUCUGUGCCCAGCGGGCAGCAGGGCAGGAAGGGACACCCAGACACCCUCCCUCCCUGGCCUGGCCUGCGGGCCCGCUCCAUGCUCCUUCCCAAAUGGCUCCUUCCUUCCCGCCCACUCCUCUGGGUACAGACGUACCCCGGCAGCGCUGGAUCCUUAAUUGCCAGAACGUGGCUCGGGACGGGCUCUGCUGCCCACACAGGCACCGGCUGAGGCUCACAUGGUCCCCACACAUGACAACAGAGGCUCAGCCUCCCUCCCAUGGUCCUGGGUCAGACGCGGCACCCGGGGUGGCGUCCGUUCAGCAGCAGUUCUUCCUAGUGUGACCACAGUGGCCUUCUGAGGCCACACGAAGCCUCCUGAACUGCGUGAGAAGGCCGAUGAGCACCCACUCUGAGCCACACACCUGUCCACCGGCAGCUUCUGCUGUGGCGACACAGCCAGUGUGUGCCAUGAUGCAGGUGCCAUGGGCCAAACAGGCGCUUCCGCCUACGGAGAUGACAAGUCCUCUAGCAAUGAGGGCACACAAGCACAGACAAAAGCACCUUUUUAUACGGAUCACUAUUUUUUGUUCAUUAAAUUGGCUGAUUACCCAUCA
This is a messenger RNA of Chinchilla lanigera (long-tailed chinchilla), 2446 nucleotides long. RefSeq names its product ankyrin repeat domain 23 (gene Ankrd23). Gene Ontology annotation, molecular function: transcription cis-regulatory region binding; protein binding. Gene Ontology annotation, cellular component: nucleus. The record is from RefSeq and is a predicted model, not a curated record. The coding region runs from base 78 to 995 and encodes 305 amino acids. Lineage: Eukaryota; Metazoa; Chordata; Mammalia; Rodentia; Chinchillidae. Gene Ontology annotation, biological process: positive regulation of transcription by RNA polymerase II. The transcript has 9 exons.